Messenger RNA from Pistacia vera, 2487 nucleotides. Its product is annotated as calcium-dependent protein kinase 2. Bases 364 to 2133 code for a protein of 589 amino acids. The record is from RefSeq and is a predicted model, not a curated record. Gene Ontology annotation, molecular function: calcium ion binding; calcium/calmodulin-dependent protein kinase activity; calmodulin binding. Lineage: Eukaryota; Viridiplantae; Streptophyta; Magnoliopsida; Sapindales; Anacardiaceae. The transcript has 10 exons. Gene Ontology annotation, cellular component: cytoplasm; nucleus. Gene Ontology annotation, biological process: peptidyl-serine phosphorylation; intracellular signal transduction; protein autophosphorylation.
GACAGCUUCCUUAGUUAGCUACUUUUUGCUGUCUUUCAGCUUAAGAAGAUUCUUGGCACUUUCACUCUGUUUCUCUUUCUCUCUGUUUGACAUGGAGUGUUCAACAUUAUUCAACCGUUGACCAAGUUUUUCUUGUUUGCACCUUACCUUCUCCAUCUGAUUUAUCUCAGAAACGCCCUCUUUGAAAGUCUUCAGCUUUGAUCUAUUCUUCUUAAAUUUCUCUACAAGUUGGAAUCUCUACCGAAUUUUCUUCAUUUUCUCAUCUGGGUUCCUUUCAUUUCCUAGUUUUCCCAAUCAAAAUUUCACCUAUUUCUCUCUUUUCUCAUCUGGGUUCCCUUCAAAAUCUCUUAUUUUUAUCGAGAAAUGGGUGGUUGUUUAACCAAAAGUGGAGAUUCAAAGCCUCAAAAUAAUGCCUAUGGUUAUAGAUCAGAGCCAAAUCCUGUAGUUCAUCACCAGGUUAGGACUCAACCGGCUCAACAAGCCCGUCAUUUGCCUGAGAAACCAGGCCAUCAUGGAACUUCAUCACCAUACAAGCCGGCUGUUCCAAGUGCAAGUCCAAAACCAGUUCACACUCACAGGGCAGACACAAUUCUUGGUAAACCUUUUGAAGAUGUUAGGUCACAUUACACUAUUGGUAAGGAACUUGGUAGGGGUCAAUUUGGUGUAACUUAUUUGUGUACUGAGAAUUUAACUGGGAAACAAUUUGCUUGCAAGUCAAUUUCUAAGAGAAAACUUGUGACUAAAAAUGACAAGGAGGAUAUCAAAAGAGAGAUUCUGAUAAUGCAACACUUGAGUGGUCAGCCUAAUAUAGUUGAGUUUAAGGGUGCCUAUGAGGACAAGCAGUCUGUGCAUCUUGUUAUGGAGUUGUGUGCUGGUGGUGAGCUUUUUGAUAGGAUCAUUGCUAAGGGGCAUUACAGUGAGAGAGCUGCAGCUUCAAUAUGUAGAAGUAUAGUGAAUGUUGUGCAUAUUUGUCAUUUUAUGGGGGUGAUGCAUAGAGACCUUAAGCCUGAGAAUUUCUUGUUGUCUAGCAAGGAUGAGAAUGCGCUUUUGAAGGCUACAGAUUUUGGAUUGUCGGUGUUCAUUGAAGAGGGAAAGGUUUAUCGGGAUAUAGUAGGGAGUGCUUACUAUGUUGCCCCAGAAGUUUUACGCCGGAAAUAUGGGAAAGAAAUAGACGUUUGGAGUGCAGGAGUUAUGUUGUACAUUUUGCUCAGUGGUGUACCUCCAUUUUGGGCAGAAACGGAGAAGGGAAAGGUUUAUCGGGAUAUAGUAGGGAGUGCUUACUAUGUUGCCCCCGAAGUUUUACGCCGGAAAUAUGGGAAAGAAAUAGACAUUUGGAGUGCAGGAGUUAUGUUGUACAUUUUGCUCAGUGGUGUACCUCCAUUUUGGGCAGAAACGGAGAAGGGAAUAUUUGAUGCUAUAUUGCAAGGCGAAAUUGACUUUAAUAGUAAACCAUGGCCAAGUAUAUCAAACAGUGCCAAGGACUUGGUGCGUAGGAUGCUUACCGCAGACCCAAAAAAGCGGAUUACUUCUGCUCAAGUUCUAGAGCACCCAUGGAUUAGAGAAGGUGGAAAUGCAUCAGACAAGCCAAUAGAUAGUGCAGUCCUUUCUAGGAUGAAGCAAUUCAGGGCAAUGAACAAACUAAAGAAACUUGCACUGAAGGUCAUUGCGGAAAAUCUUUCUACUGACGAGAUCCAAGGGCUCAAGUCAAUGUUUACAAACCUGGACACUGACAACAGUGGCACAAUUACCUACGAUGAAUUGAAGGAAGGAUUAUCUCGACUUGGAUCAAAGCUUACGGAGGCUGAAGUCAAGCAGCUCAUGGAAGCUGCUGAUGUGGAUGGAAAUGGGACCAUUGACUACAUUGAAUUUAUUACUGCCACAAUGCACAGACACCGGCUAGAAAGAGAUGAACAUCUUUACAAAGCUUUUCAACACUUUGAUAAGGAUAAUAGCGGGUUUAUCACGGUAGACGAAUUAGAAUCAGCCAUGAAAGAGUACGGAAUGGGGGAUGAUGCCACAAUCAAAGAAAUAAUAUCUGAAGUUGACACAGAUAAUGAUGGUAGAAUCAACUAUGAUGAAUUCUGUGCAAUGAUGAGAAGUGGAACCACCCAACCGCAAGCCAAACUUUUCUAAAUCAAUGCAUGGUAUUUUCUUUAAGAAACCCAAAAGUUCUUGUAAAAAAAUCUGGGACGUAAACGACUCAAAGCCCUUCAGUGGACAUUCAUUUUUCUUUCAGAAUACCUUCUUUCCAUCAACUUCAUUAUGGAUAUCUUCAAAUUUGACGUAUGAGGCCUUACAUUUUGAUUGUUUUUGCUUUACCAAGUGCAAAUUUGUGUGUAAUUAGUUACGAUCAUCUUCAUUUUGUUCAUGUUUUCCUCUGUUCUUUCCAGAGGCAUACUGAUGUUUGAAGUGAAAUUUGCUUUAAGGGGGAGUAUAUUUACUUUCAGCUCAUAUUAUAUACGAAGAUUGCUUGUAAUUAUCAAUUCU